GUAGAAUCCAACUCAUCUCUGCGUAGAAUUGUAUCUUUAACGUUGUUUAGUGUCACUAAUUUUACGUAUCUGACUGUCCGUCACUGCCUAAUUGUUUCGGCGGCAACAUUUACAAGAUACGGCAGAGAAUAAACAAAGUGUCAAAUGGCCUCGGCUGCGAUGUCACCGACGGAAGAUGACGAGCUCACAUUACCUCGAGCAUCCAUCAACAAGAUGAUUAAGGAGAUCUUACCCCACGUGCGCGUAGCAAAUGAAUCGAGAGAGCUCUUGUUAAAUUGUUGCACUGAAUUUAUACACCUACUUUCAUCCGAAGCGAAUGAGAUCUGUAAUCAGCAACAAAAGAAGACGAUAAAUGCAGAGCAUAUUUUGCAAGCGCUGGAGAAGUUGGGCUUUGGAGAUUACAGUGCAGAAGCGGAAGCUGUACUAAGAGACUGCAAAGCUGUGGCAGCUAAGAGGAGACGUCAGAGUACGAGACUGGAGAACUUGGGAAUUCCAGAAGAAGAACUUUUACGCCAGCAACAGGAACUCUUUGCCAAAGCUAGAGAAGAACAAGCAGUUGCGGAGCAACAGCAAUGGCAGCAGUUACAAGCUGUCGCACAAAUGGCAUCGAUGCAGCAAGCGGACAGUGAACAGGAAGAUUACUCAUAAAGAUUUCAAAAUGAUAUUCAUUUGAAAGAGCAAACAUUAAGUUUUCUAAUUAAAGGAAAAACAAUAUCGAGAGACCUGUGAUUACAAACAUUUAAGGGAGAAUUCCAUGUGAGAGCUUAGGUAGGAGUUAAUGUUAAAAUUCAUUAUAAUAAGGCCCAUAUAUUGCAAUCGAACUGCUAUUAUGAACAACUUAGGGGUAUUAGUUAGAAAUUUUGAUUCAAACACAUGAAAUAAAAAUGGUACGAUGCAACACACUGACAGUUGACACUUUGUUAUGCCAACGGAUAUUAAUAAUUUCAUGAUUGUGAUCAGAACUGGAUGGAUGUAAUUUAAACCAUGUUACUGCUACUUAAGAACAGAUUUAUACUGUAUAGCACACAAAUCUAGCUAGCUAUAAACUUUUGAAUUGCAGAUUUACUUAAACAAUUAACGUGUUACAAUUAAAAAUGGCCUUUGUGAAUUCGAGCUCACCAAUGAAAUCGCUUGUAGAAACUUGAGACACGUCAACCCUAGUUUAAUAUUAGGGCAUCAAUCUUCCAUAUUCGGAAGAAAGGUGGCUCUUUUUUAUAGCAUCCAUGACUUUAGAUACGUAAUGAUACCUAGAAGUAGAAAAUGCAAUUACCAAAAAUGUGAAUAAUCGCGAUAUUAUAGAAUUUUUUUUAACAAAAA
Molecule: messenger RNA, 1317 nt
Organism: Orussus abietinus
Lineage: Eukaryota; Metazoa; Arthropoda; Insecta; Hymenoptera; Orussidae
Gene: NC2beta
Product: protein Dr1
Exons: 2
Coding region: 145-648 (167 amino acids)
Biological process (GO): positive regulation of transcription by RNA polymerase II; RNA polymerase II preinitiation complex assembly; negative regulation of transcription by RNA polymerase II
Cellular component (GO): negative cofactor 2 complex
Molecular function (GO): protein heterodimerization activity; core promoter sequence-specific DNA binding; TBP-class protein binding
Source: RefSeq, a predicted model, not a curated record